AUUCUGCGGGCGCGCGGACAGAAGCGUCAAGGAAGAGGAUGCGGCUCGAAGGACCAGACUUCUGGGCAUGGGCAUAUCUGCAGAACUAAACCUCAGAUAUGGAUUACAAGCUCGUGUUUGCAGCCUUGGAGACAGUAUGUGAAGACAACAUUUCUAUCUUGGGUGGGCCUUCUGAUUUGCCUUAUGGUGCUGUUGCUACGCGUCUGGCCAAUUGUAUGAAACAGAUUCAGGAGCAUGGACGAGCCCUGGAGCCUGUUGUCGCCAGCUUCACAGCUGUCUACCACCAUUAUGACUUUGAUGAACAAACGCCUGGGAAUGGCUACCGCACACUUGUCAAGGUCUUGCAGUCUUGCCUUUUGCACAUCAUUCACAAAGGCCGUUACAUUGCCUCAAACUACAACAGUGCCUUCUUCAGGGCCGACCACAAUGCCACUGAGAUGGAGGCGUACUGCAAUGCUCUGUGUCAGCUACGAGCCCUGCUCUACCUCGCCCAGCAGCUGAUUAAUGAUAACGCCUACGGCCAACUGUACUCCCUGCAGGACGGGGACCUGAGCAACAAGUUUGUAAGGGAGUACAGCUCCAUGCACAAAGCCUGUUUCUACGGCCGCUGCUUGGGCUUUCAGUUCUCACCAGCUUUACGUCCAUUCCUACAGACCAUUGUCAUUAGCAUGGUGUCUUAUGGAGAGACAUAUGGUAAACAGCAGUCUGGCCUGGGUAUGGCCGCCCUCUCUCUCCUCACAUCAGGAAAGUACGUCAUUGAUCCAGAGUUGCGAGGUGCUGAGUUUGAACGCAUUACGCAAAACUUGGACAUGCAGUUCUGGAAGUCCUUCUGGAACCUGACAGAGUCCGGCCUUAUAACAGGCUUUAAUAGAAUAGCCUCCAGCCCAGUGCAGGUGAACCUAACCAUGACUGUGCCUCCUGUUGCUCUACGCCUCCCCUUGGCCUCAGACCCCAAUCUGACUGCGGCUGUGUCUCCUCCUUUAGCACACUGGGGCCCCGGGCCUGUCCACAUGCGUCUCAUCUCCUAUGAGAUUCGAGAAGGACAGGACAGUGACGAGCUCCUGGCUUUGUCUCGUAGAGAUCCUCCUCCCAUCUCUGCCUCCCAGCUUCCCUGGGUGCAGAAGCAGCCCCGCUCCCCCUGGCUCAUCGUACACUUCCAUGGAGGCGGCUUUGUGGCCCAGACUUCCAGAUCCCAUGAGAACUAUCUUCGGACAUGGUCAAAGGAGCUCAACGUCCCCAUUCUCUCUGUGGAUUAUUCUCUGUCGCCUGAAGCACCAUUUCCUCGAGCUCUGGAGGAAUGUUUCUACGCCUACUGCUGGGCUCUAAAAAACUGUCAUCUGCUGGGCUCCACAGCAGAGCGUGUUUGUCUGGCCGGCGACAGUGCAGGAGGAAACCUCUGCAUCACUGUGACCAUGAAGGCCAUGUCCUGCGGCAUUCGAGUCCCAGACGGCAUCAUGGCAGCCUACCCCGCCACCUUGCUCACCACGGACGCCUCGCCCUCCCGUCUGCUCACGCUCAUCGACCCGCUGCUGCCUCUAGGUGUUCUUGCAAAGUGCCUCAAUGCAUAUGCAGGUGCAGACUGUCAAACAGUGCAGCCUGCAGUGGGGAACAGCGGCCUGAGCAGUCUGAGCAGAGAUACUGCCGUGCUGCUCAGCGAUCUCACCCAGGGAGCCUCCAACUGGAUCCAGUCCUUCCUGGACCCUGCACGGGCUACAGGUGGAACACGUUCACUGUCAUCAUCACCAAAGAGGUCCCAGAACAAUGGGACAGCCCACAGAACGACGAAUAACAACUCCACACAAAACUGUGGAGAUUACAUGGAGUAUCCAGAAGGCUUUCAGCCGCUGCGUUCUGAGUGCCUGGCGUUUAUUCGACCAACAUCCUGUCCCAUCAUCAAGAACCCAUUUGUGUCGCCCCUGCUGGCUCCAAACAACCUGCUGAGAGGCCUGCCGCCUGUGUACAUAGUGGCCUCUGCUCUGGAUGCUUUGCUGGAUGACUCUGUAAUGUUUGCCAAGAAACUGCGGGACAUGGGCCAGCCUGUGAGCCUGACAGUGGUAGAGGACCUGCCUCAUGGCUUCCUCAGCCUUUCACAGCUCUCCAAGGAGACUGAGGUCGCUUCAGCAAUCUGUGUGGAACAAAUGAGGAGGAUUUUUCAGCAGGAAAACCCAACCCCAUCUCUUCACAGACGACCAAAUCUGCAAGAGACUUAUCUCAGUACCAGUCAUUCAGGAUGACUCAGACGUAGGAACAUUUAGUCCUUGAGAAAGUGAUGUAAGGUGGCUUUUAGGGAAAGAUGCAAUAAAAUAUAGGAAAAGGAAAACCAGUCUGGGAAGAUUUUUAAGGAUUCAAACGCUGUAAUACCAGAGGAAGCCAGGGGAUGCUGCACUUGGAACCGAUAACGCACAACAUUUACUUUAGGCAGCAAUCACCGAAAGACGCCAAGAACUUUAACUGACCAUAACCAGCUCUAACAAGGAAGAAGUAUUUUUCUACUGAUAUUUACAUCACAGUAUAAAGAUCAGAUAUAUUGAGAAUAACAGAGACUGUAGUCAGCCCUUACAGUCUGGUGAAAACAUCAUGCUCAGUAUGUCAAUGAAGGGAGCUGUGGUGCCUUGCAUUCAAAGUGCUGCUACAUUUGAGUCAUGUAUGGAAAAAAAAGCUUUGCUUACAUCACCAAACUUACCAGGAGUAAAGGUAUACUGUACAGAAAAGUAAAUCCAUGCACUGUAGUAUAAUGGAUUCUAAUGGAAUCUGUCGUUUAUAAUCUGGCUUUGCCAGUUUGUCACACGUUUACAAUGCAUUGAAAAAGAGGCCUUCACCUUUGUUUACUUGCAGUAUGUACCAGUAAAUUUUGGUGUUAAAGUAUCUUCUACUACUGUAAAGUAAGUAUUAACAUAAUUAUUUAUCACUGUUAUAUUUUAAGUCUGAAUUAAAUCAUUACUGAAAGUUUAUUGUCUAAUUUCAUCUCUUAGCACAGCAGUACAAUGCAGCCAGCUGUUAACCUCUUGACCCUCUCAAUGUUGAACCUGGAUUUACAUGAUUAAAUCUGCCCUUUCAUACAUUGUAGUUGUUGGACCAAGGUUGGAAUUCUGUUUUUUCAUCUACCUGUCCAGCCACUCUAUUGUAGCAAGUAGCAUUAUUUAAUGAAGUAUAAUAAAAAUUGAU
This is a messenger RNA of Cheilinus undulatus (humphead wrasse), 3165 nucleotides long. It is a transcript of the gene lipea, whose product is annotated as lipase, hormone-sensitive a. The record is from RefSeq and is a predicted model, not a curated record. Gene Ontology annotation, molecular function: triacylglycerol lipase activity; sterol ester esterase activity. Lineage: Eukaryota; Metazoa; Chordata; Actinopteri; Labriformes; Labridae. Gene Ontology annotation, biological process: triglyceride catabolic process; cholesterol metabolic process. Gene Ontology annotation, cellular component: cytosol. The coding region runs from base 99 to 2234 and encodes 711 amino acids. The transcript has 12 exons.